Molecule: messenger RNA, 1608 nt
Organism: Fibroporia radiculosa
Lineage: Eukaryota; Fungi; Basidiomycota; Agaricomycetes; Polyporales; Fibroporiaceae
Exons: 2
Coding region: 1-1608 (535 amino acids)
Biological process (GO): G protein-coupled receptor signaling pathway
Cellular component (GO): membrane
Molecular function (GO): mating-type factor pheromone receptor activity
Source: RefSeq, a predicted model, not a curated record
AUGCUCGCCUGUCUUUUGCCUACAAUCGGACGCGAGUUAAAGGCUUUGGCAGUGACAAAGCUGCUCCUUGGUGCGCGCGUUGCGCUACCAGGGGCAGCACUCUGUUUGUGCUGGCGUAUACGCCAUUAUGCGUUAGGAUCUACUGUAGAGCGGGGACGCAGCGUCCUUUCAUUUGAUUAUCUCAUGUGUCUCCUCUUGCCUAUUGUGUACAUGGCGUUCCAUAUUAUUGUGCAAGAUUAUCGAUUUAAUCUCACCGAAGACGUCGGCUGCACGCCUUCUGUCUAUGCUUCUGUGCCUUCGUUGAUUUUGGUCUGGCUACCGCCCUUUCUCCUAUCACUUGCAACAUUCAUGAUCACGACUAUGAUCAUAUCCCACCAACUCACCACAACCCGCGUAUUCUCUGGCGGCUCACAUGGACUCAUCACGAUGGCAGUACUUCGCCCUUUGAUUGUAUCCUUUAUGAUUGUUUUGUUCAUCACCAUUUCUACCGGUUUCUUUAUUUACGCCAGCGUCACGACUGUGCCUGGCUUCUCCCCUUGGACAUCCUGGGCUUCGGUGCAUUAUAACCUCUCUCGCGCCAACAUCAUCCCAUUUGCGGAUCGUGCUGAGAUAGUCAGCAUCGAGCUUGCUUGGUGGGUGAUCCCGGCAUCAUCGUUGGUGUUCGUUUCCACGAGUAUUCUGGGUUUCGUCUCCAGCUCGCGCGAAGACGCGCUUAGUGGGUAUCGCGAGUUGUUCUCUCGUGUCUGUGCCUCGAUACAUUUCUACGACCAUCGUCAUCUCCUUCCCAGUCAGUCCGCGAAUGUGCAACCACAUAUGACUCUACGAUCAGUCGAGACUCUGGCAGCUGCACAGCUCAAAUCCGGCUGGGACGAUGACCUUGAUGCGAAGCCGUGGAAGAAACGCAGGCCUUCACCCAUCUCCAUUGUGAUUCCUAAAAGUGUUACCACUUCACCUCCUGCGUCAACUGCUUCUUGUGAUGCGGAUGCGUCGUUUGCGCAGUCGACUUUGACAUACCUUCAGUCUCCAACUGGGCGCGACGCGCUCGGCCUCGCCUCACCCCCGCCUUCGAGUUGGAAAGCAGCCAAGCCGCCGUCACCGUUGCUCGAAACACCUGUAUCUUCGAAUUCGCCGUUGCAGCCACCAUCCACGAUUCCCGACUCGCUUCCCGCGUCGCCGCCUCACUCUAUUCUCUCUGCGCCCUGGCCGCGUCCUCCAUCCGCCAUCCCAGUUUCCCCUGUUGCGCCCAUCGCUGUGCACCCUCCUUCUCCCAAACCCACAUAUCCCCGCUCUCGCCCACCAAGUAUCGCUUCGGUGUCCGCCAGCUUUGCUUCAUCGACGGUCAGCACGUCCGCAUACGCUCCCGACCCCGCGCUCGUGUUGCACGACUCGCCGACGCUGCCGCACUUCCCGCCCUUCGCCGACUCGGGUAUACCUACGAUGCGCGUCCCUGGUCAAAGUCUAACUCUGGCAGUUCCGGAGCGCGCACACAAGGUGCGCCGCAAAGACAGACUUCUGACGCGGAACUUGAGCCUCAGCAUGCGCGGGCGUGAGAAGACACGCGAGGACGUGGGCGCGAUCUACAUGACGGUGGUGAAAGAGACGGUUUGA